AUGUCAUCAGUGUUAAUGAUGCCCUGUGUAAAUCAAGGUUAUUGCGGGGAAAUUUUUAAACGAAUGCAAUCCAUGUUGAGCUCAGCAGCUUUGUUUGUUGCGCUCAUGGGGGUCUUUGUGUGUUUGACGCCGCUGGCAAAAGAAAAUCUCUCACUGACUAACAACUUUGCCCCACCAUUAAAAUCAUUACUUUUAAAUCAGGGUUUAGGUUUGAGGAGUCAUCGAGACAAAGAUGUCAACUAUUUAUUAAAUGAUUUCGACAGUAAAGUUAAAUUAAUUUUACAAAUUAUGCUUAUUCGAAGUGACAUGUAG
This is a messenger RNA of Clunio marinus, 312 nucleotides long. The record is from the annotation of a GenBank genome assembly. NCBI's taxonomy places the organism in Eukaryota, Metazoa, Arthropoda, Insecta, Diptera, Chironomidae.